Molecule: messenger RNA, 1692 nt
Organism: Lucilia sericata (common green bottle fly)
Lineage: Eukaryota; Metazoa; Arthropoda; Insecta; Diptera; Calliphoridae
Product: protein valois
Exons: 5
Coding region: 104-1207 (367 amino acids)
Biological process (GO): oocyte axis specification
Cellular component (GO): methylosome
Molecular function (GO): protein binding
Source: RefSeq, a predicted model, not a curated record
CUUCUUCGUUUUUAUAAAUUAGAAAAAAAAGGUGUUUAAAACAAAACAUUUUAAUUAUCCUGAAUUCUCUUCAGUUUUAUAUUAAUAAAAAUAAAACGAAAAAAUGCUUCCGCUAAUUUAUGGCGAAAUUUAUAAAACACCUGAUGACUACAAUCCGCCAGAAGAAACUAACUUGGCCGACAAUACUCAUUAUCCCAAUUUAAAUUCACGCGACUACGCAAAGCGUCCUCUAAAUCACAAUGUGCGUAUGCAUGAUGCCUGGGAAUGCAUUAGCAUCAGCACAAAAUGUGAUGAUGAAAAAGGAAAUGUAGCUAUAGCCACCAAUAAAUUAAGUGGACGUAAUUGGUUAGGCACUUUGUGGGCCUUCGAGAAGAGUCAAGUGAAAAAUGAAAAAAACUCACUGGAUAUGUCAACACCCUGCUAUAAGUUAGAAAGUCCAGCCAUUAUAAAUUGUAUCGAAUUUGUAGAACCUAAUAUACUACUUUUAGCUUUAAACUCUGGGAAACUACAAGUUUGGUCUACCCAAUCUGAAGUACGUAGUCCGAAAAAUCCCUAUUGCCCCUUUUUGAUUGGUGAAAAAUGUGAACAUAUGAAACCCAUCACAUGUUUAGCAGGCUUUAAAACGAACGACUAUAAGGCGGUGACGGGUAGUAAAGAUGGUGCUUUAAAGAUCUGGGAUAUGGGCAAAGCUGAUUUAUUUUCACAACAAAGUUACCGUUAUGCUCAUACGGAUUCUAUAACUGGAUUGACUUCAUCUCCCACAAAUGAUGCUAUAUUUACUACUUGUUCUUUAGACAAAUCCUGUCUGCUAUGGGAUGAUCGUGAAACUAGACCGGCAAUUGCGUUAUACAGUGAACAUAAUGUGCGUUUUAAAACGGUUAAUUGGGCCUUAGAUCCUCAGGAUAAUUGUGUGUAUUUAGGUGAUGAAUCUGGUAAUGUGUUAACAAUUGAUACACGCAAGCCCAAGGAGUUAUUGAAUAAAACACAAUACUUUGAUCGUCCUAUAAGAAAAAUAUCACCAAAUGGAGAAAAUUUAGCUAUUGUAGCCGAUUCAAAUUGCGUUAAAGUAUCCAAAUCCUGCUCAAAUGAAAUAUUCUAUGAAAAUAAUUAUAGUCAGAAUUUUAUACGAGACUGUGCUUGGUUAACGUCGUCCGAGUUAGUAACCGUUGGUUAUGAAGGUAAAUUGCGUGGUCAUGAAAUACAAUAAAUUUAACGAAGUUUCUAUGAUAUACAUAAAUGCAAUACAUAGUUAUUUAAAGCACAAUAGUAAUAGUUAAUUCCAAAAGCCUAGAAUUAGCCUAGCAUUUGUGAUAAUCAAAAACAAAUCAUGAACAUAAUUUUAUAUUAAGAAACUUUACAAUGGUGUCAAGUAUGUUUGCAAAUUUUUCACACUAUUCAACUUGACUUUAACUGCUACGAAUUAAAUUCAAAUAUCAGCAAAGUACAAUAAUAAUUUCUUUCAUAAUGGGUAUUUGCUACGAAUUUAUAAUAAAUUCUCAAUACCGUGAAUUAUUUUAAUUUACUUAAAACAUUUUUAUAAUUUCUUUUUAAUAAAAAUAUAUAUUCAUGUAAUAAUUUUUAAUUUUCAAUAUCUAUGUAUUUCAUUUACUAAUAUACCGCUACCAAAAGCAAUUUUUAUUAUUUUUAGUAUGUACAGAAAUAAAGAAAGCCGAUAUUUAAAAAAAAACUGAA